GAGAGAGAGAGGGAGGAUGGGUGCAGUGGUGCAGGGCAGCUGGAGAGGAGAGGGCAGGCCCUGCGGACCCGGGCCUGACGGGCUCUGGUCUGAUUGCAGCGUGUCCAUGUGACUCAGCUUCCGUUGGCUGCCUGCUUCCGUGAAUAGUAAAAAAGAAAAAAAAAAAAAGAGGCAUCGCCGCUUCAGUCAGUGCAGAGGGAAGCGGCUGAACUUGACACACACAUGAGAACGUGCUCUGAGGCGGCAGCUCGACCAGCGACAUGAUCAGGGGAUCAACCGUCAGUGGCUUGGGAAAUCCACACCUAACCACCACUUGAGGAUGAUAAAAUGCCAGUCCACGGACUCCUUCCCAUCCUGCUUUGCUUUCUACCAGUAUGGAGGAGCCUGACCCCGGCCUGGAGUCAUCCACACAGCAGCCAGUGCCAGCUGGUGUUAAGAAUGGCCAUCUGCAGCAAUGGCGAGCUCUCCUCGGUGCCUGCCAGACUGCCAGACAACAUCGAGGAGCUUCAGCUCAACUAUAAUGCCAUCCAAACACUAAAGGACGCUUCUCUCUCUCGCUACCCUUCACUAAACACCCUGGGCCUGGCUUGUAAUAAGUUAGAGAAAUUGGAAUCCAAGACUUUCGAAGGCUUGAAACUGUUAGAGAGCCUGAAUCUAGCAAGUAACAAUCUUUAUAUCGGCUACCAGGAAACUGGCCUUGCAUUAAAAAAGUUGUCCCGUCUGAGGGUUUUAGAUCUUUCUGAGAAUAAGCUUGAUGACGAGAUGGUCGUCGCUCUUCUUCAAAACCUGACAUCCAUAGAGUAUCUGAAUCUGUCCGGAAACCUCCUGCAGAGGCUGGACGAGGCCUCGUUCAGGGACCUCCACCAGCUCAGAGAGCUGGACCUGCAGAGGAACAUCAUGUUCGAGAUCGACGGAGCGUUUGACAGCACUCCCCGACUGCAGCGGCUCAACCUGGCCUUCAACUACCUGCCCUGCCUGACCAACUUCCACAUGAGCCAGCUGGUGGUGCUCAACGCCAGCCACAACAACCUCGAGUGGUUCAUCUCCAGGCAGGACCUCAACGACACCUUCCAGCUGGACACCCUCGACCUCUCCAACAACAACCUCCUCUUCUUCCCCUUCCUGCCCAGCCGCAGCCGUCUGCGCUACCUUUACCUCUCCCACAACGCCAUCAGAUUCUACGAACGCUUCGCCGACGACGCCACCCUGCAAAACUCCAGUGCGACCGUCGAGUUUUACAACCUGAAGACGCAGGCGGCCAACGUGACGGCUCGGCUGUGGGACGACGGCCUUCACGGCGACAUUUCCUCCCUGGAGAUGUUGGACCUGAGGGAAAAUCAAAUGGAUUACUUUCCCGACGGAUUCAUCCAGAAAAUGCCAAACCUGUCCAGACUCCGAAUGUGCACAAACUGCCUGGAUAGUUUAAAUCUAACCUCAGAACAGUUCUCAAGCAGUCUGUACGAGCUGGACGUGAGCAACAACAGACUGAGCCAGGUUUCAGCAGAUGAAGGGACACUUGCCAGUCUUGGCAAUCUGACAUACUUUAACUUGAGCCUGAACGAUCUGGAAAAGGUGCCGGUGAGAUUGUUUUCCUCGCUGCGGAGCAUCCGCUCAGUGGACGUCAGCUACAACAACAUAGAUCUUUGUUUUCCCGGGGAGGCGGAGAUCGACACACACAGCUCGACUUGUGUGGAGUGGAGCAACAUCGGCUCUCUGAGGCAGCUUUACCUCAAAGGGUCCAAUCUCAAGACAGUCCCCACAUCUGCAUUCACGGGGCUGUCGCUGACACAUCUGGAACUGUCCGACAACCCCGGACUCAUUUUGCAAGAGUCAAUAGAACCUCUCAGCAGAACGUUGCAGCAUUUAGGUUUAGGGAACACUCACAUGCAAGACUUUGACUUUUCACACUUCCAGAGUUUAAAGUCUCUGAAUAUUUCAAAGAACUCUCUGGAGCGUCUUCCAUCUUCGCUUUUAAAUCUCAACCUCAGAGUGCUGGACUUGAGGGACAACAGACUGUCGACGAUCCCCUCAGGACAGGCCGGUGUGCUAGCGCUCAGCCUCCAGACCGUCUUCCUGUCAGGAAACCCCUUCAACUGCUGCCAGAUAGAGUGGUUCAGGACGCUCGAAGCAGCAGAGACCGUCACCAUGGUGGACCGAUCGGUCAUUGAGUGUGAGGACCUGUUCCUGAUUACGCACCGGGUGGCGCACCCCCAGUCCGUCCAGUGCAUCGAUGAACGGGGAGAAUCUAUAGUGUGGUACAUCCUGCUUUUUGUCUCAGGAUGUCUCUUCGCCGUCGUCAUUUUAGCGUUUGUUGUCCUCGCAGCCAGGCCCCAAAUGCUCCCAAAAUCCAUCAAAAAGAACUAUUUAAGCAUACGUCUUUCUGACACUUUAUGAAACCCUGAAGAAAAAAACUUUAGAAUGAAAAAUGCGACUGAAUGUUUAUUCACAAUAAAUUCAUCUGAGGCAUGAAACACUGGCCCAGCACACCGAGGAAUCGAACAAAGACGUGUCCCUUUUCUGACAUUGCUGCAUGUUGCUUUUGGUGAAGUGCGUCUUAAAACCUUCAGACCGUGAUGUGAAAAUGUGGCUUGGUUCUUGCGGGAGUUGUGUGUGAGUGUUUGUGGGUGUUUUUGUGUGUGAGUGUGUGCGCGCGGAGAUAUGCAGAAGUCGUGUGAUGCAAGCUGUUGCUAUAAGCAGCAAAGGAAACUUGAAAUUUCCUGUUUUGCUAAGAUGUGCAGCAACUGCCCAGUUCUGUAUCUCACAGAGGAGGGGUUUGAGGCUUCCUUCCCAUCAGCAAGACGAAGAUGCACCACUGACACCAAAUCCCACUUUGGGGACUGACUCCGGCUGAUCGAUCGCCUUGUCGAGUUCGUUGUAAAUUUAUGCCGACUGAUUCAGGCAUGAUUUCACAAGCAUAUUCCUCAAACAAAGAAUUUGUAUGAUACAGAAAAU
Salarias fasciatus (jewelled blenny) is the source of this 2952-nucleotide messenger RNA. It is a transcript of the gene nrros, whose product is annotated as negative regulator of reactive oxygen species. Gene Ontology annotation, biological process: signal transduction. Lineage: Eukaryota; Metazoa; Chordata; Actinopteri; Blenniiformes; Blenniidae. The record is from RefSeq and is a predicted model, not a curated record. Gene Ontology annotation, cellular component: plasma membrane. The transcript is spliced from 3 exons. Gene Ontology annotation, molecular function: protein binding; signaling receptor activity. Bases 328 to 2394 code for a protein of 688 amino acids.